Molecule: messenger RNA, 4292 nt
Organism: Acipenser ruthenus (sterlet)
Lineage: Eukaryota; Metazoa; Chordata; Actinopteri; Acipenseriformes; Acipenseridae
Product: actin-binding LIM protein 3-like
Exons: 22
Coding region: 636-2618 (660 amino acids)
Biological process (GO): lamellipodium assembly; cilium assembly
Cellular component (GO): stress fiber; actin cytoskeleton
Molecular function (GO): actin filament binding
Source: RefSeq, a predicted model, not a curated record
ACAUAGCUUACAGUCAGUGCAUCUUUCGUCUUACAUGACCUCGGUAGUAUGCAUUAAGCUUGACAUACUUUUACGUACACAUGGCAGUCAGUGUUUACAUGUCAGGUCACUGCUGGCUCUGACGUCUCUUAAGAAGAUUAUGGGAUCAGUGCAGGCAGUACUGUAUUAUGGGCGCUCAGUUCUAAGGGUGCCAGCUAUAGACCAAUAGCUCUGGGUUUUCAGAAUACGAAGAAAGCUGGAGAAGGGAUGUGACUGCAUAGCAUAGCACUUCCAUCGCAAUCAUCAGUAUUUCGAGGAACCCCCCCAGCAGAUCUGUCAGGGUAUUGUAAACUGCUUCUUCUGAGGGGAACACCCUAAAUACCGGAUUCCAUUCCCAGCUCUGACCUUGUCCCAUUAGCAGGAGAGCCAGGCAAUUCGGGAGACAGUGAAGAAGAAAGGGAACGUAUCGCGAGUGGAAUUUCCCAGCUUUUCAAUAUCCAGUGGAAAAAAAGGGAGUUAUUCAAUGAGUAAUAUUAUCAACCCCAAAGCUAACAAGGAAAUACAUUUAUUUUAAAUUACUGUUCCAGACCUAGACCUAUUUCUCAGCAAAUAGAUUGGGUUUCCUUCUAUCGGAGGAGAAUACAAUUCUAUGCACCAUGAGCACCCGUGCAGUUCCCUAUCAACACAACUCGUACAGCGCGGGCCAUGGCUCCUCAGUGAUUCAGUGUUACAGGUGCCGAGACGUCUGCAAGGGGGAAGUGGUGAGAGUGCAGCACACCCACUUCCAUGUCAAGUGCUUUACCUGCCAAGUGUGCGGAUGUGAUCUGGCCACAUCAGGCUUCUUCCAGAAGAACGGGGAGUACAUCUGCACUUCGGACUACCAGCGGCUGUAUGGGACACGGUGUGACAGCUGUGGGAACUUCAUCACUGGGGAGGUGGUCUCAGCUUUAGGCAGGACCUAUCACCCUAAGUGCUUCGUCUGCAGCAUCUGCAGGAAAGCUUUCCCCAUUGGAGACAGAGUGACUUUCAGUGGAAAAGGCUGUGUUUGCCAGCAGUGCUCUCAUAUCCUGGCCAGCAGCAAUGAACCUGUGAAGAUUCACGGACCAAGCCAUUGUGCUGGGUGUAAAGAGGAGAUCAAACAAGGACAGUCCCUAUUAGCGUUGGAGAAACAGUGGCAUGUGAGCUGUUUCAAGUGCCAGACAUGUGGAAUUGUGUUGACAGGAGAGUACAUCAGCAAGGAUGGCGUUCCAUACUGUGAGUCCGAUUACCAUUCCCAGUUCGGAAUUAAAUGUGAGACCUGCGAUAGAUAUAUAAGUGGAAGAGUAUUAGAGGCUGGUGGAAAGCACUACCACCCAACAUGUGCGAGAUGUGCUCGCUGCAAUAUGAUGUUUACAGAAGGGGAAGAGAUGUAUCUCACAGGAUCUGCGGUUUGGCACCCACAGUGUAAACAGGCUGCGAGGACUGAGAGGAAACUCAAGCACAGACGUACUUCUGAAACCUCAAUUUCUCCACCUGGGUCCAGCAUUGGCUCUCCGAACCGUGUCAUUUGCGCAAAGGUGGAAAACGAGAUCCUUAAGUACAAAGAUCUCGCUGCUCUUCCUAAGGUUAAAGCUAUAUAUGACGUUCAGCGGCCCGAUCUCAUUUCCUAUGAGCCCUAUCACAGAUACACCUCAGAUGACACGCUAGAAAGAUACAGCUAUGGGGAGUCUCUGGGAACCCUUUCACCAUACUCACAGGACAUUUAUGACAGUAUUGAUCUGAGACAGAGAAGGGCAUCCAGCCCCGGAUACAUAGACUCCCCGAGUUACAGUCGUCAGGGAAUGUCACCCACUCUGCCUCGCUCUCCUCAUCACUAUUACCCAUCAGGCACUGAAAGUGGCAGAAGCUCUCCAUAUUACAGCCAGGCCGAUGUCAAGUCUUCCACUCCCACCACGUACCAAGCUCCUAAACAUUUCCAUGUGCCAGCAGCAGCAGAACCAAACAUCUACAGGAAACCCCCCAUCUAUAAGAGAUAUGGUUGUUCCCCGUCUCUCCACACAGACAACCACCACUUUGCAGGAACGAAAAGCAAGACCAGCGAGGAUAUUUUUCAGUAUUCCAAACUCCCAGCUGCCUACUCUCCACACCACUAUGAGCAAUCUGAAUCAGACUACUAUCAUUACUCGGGUUCUCCAAAAGCCCCAAGAGCUCGGAGAUUCUCAUCGGGAGGAGAGGAGGAUGGCUGGGAUCACAGCCUCCACAGGAUCCAGAGUAGCAUCGGCAGAAUGAUUCUGAAGGAAGAGAUGAAGGCGCGCUCCGGUUCCUAUGACAACGACCCCUGGGCCAGCGCUCGCAACUCCCGCAGCGGCAGCAAGGAGACCCUGCAGAGCAUCGGAUAUGAGCCGUCAAUGAAUGGAUCUCCCCGGUCUCACUACACAGCUGAUAGCGAUUCUGUUAUUUCCAAGUCAGCCUCUUUACCUGGUUAUGGGAAAAAUGGCUUACACCGGCCGCAGAGUGCUGAUUACUUCCAGUACGACAGCAGCAAUGCAGUGAACUGGGGAAUGAGAGAAUACAAGGUAAGCGCUCCUGUUUGGAAACGCCCGCUAUCAGCUAUCAACAAGGUGGCAUUCAUAAAAACCCUGAUUCAUCAAAAGAAAUGAGUUCCCUUGGAUAUUGGGGGUUGUGGCUUUGCUGAAGGAGGAGGUGUUUUAAAUGCACCAGCUAAUAUUACAGUAGUAAUGCUGACACUGCAUAACAAAACCACCAGCUCUCUUUAUCACAGUUGUUGUAUGCUUUGCUGUUUGAUAAUUGUAUAAAGUUGCUAUAAGGACAGUGAUGCCAUAGUUCAAAUGAAUUCCCAGGGCCAGUCUGGUUAUGUGAUAUGCUCAGUACAGGUGAAGUUGAUGUCAGAACACAUUUCUUAUGUGUGGCUGUUAAUUUAUUUUAAAUAUUGUACAAAUAAAUAACAGUAUUUUAAAAGUACGUUACAUACCUGAGCAAUGAAGACAGAAAAAUCGCCACUGCAUUGGCAGAACUGCCUAUAAAAACACAGGUCAGUGAAGAGGUUUGGAAGAUGUGUGCUGUUGAAUACUGUUGACAAUAGAAGCUAGAAAUGGCAAAGCCCAUGGUAAUUACGAAACCAGGAUUCAGGUUUUCAUGUAAGCCUUCACUUGGGAUGUGUCGUUCCCAUUUGAGGUAGCCACCAUUAUUAACAUGCCUCUCUUGUCUUUCUCAAGAUUUAUUCUUAUGAAGCGCUAUUAGUAACCACCAGGGGGCGAAACAGGCUGCCAAAAGAAGUAGACAGAGCCAGGUUAGAGCGCCAUUUGUCUCCAGAAGAGUUCUACCAUGUGUUUGGAAUGACAAUCACAGACUUUGACCGCUUGGCCUUGUGGAAGAGGAAUGAGCUGAAGAAACAAGCACGGCUGUUUUAAAAGCAAACACAUUAUUGUGUUUAAUACCUUAUACUCUUAAGAGAAGGGAUUCAUCAAGACGAAACAGUGAACAAAGUUACAGCCAGAAUGCAACACUGUUUUAAACCCCCCCUUUGCAAAUGUAUUGAACUUUUUUUUGUAUUCUACUUAUAGAUUCUGCCCUUUGCAAAUAUGUCUUCCCAAUUCUCUAAAGAGCUAAAUAGAUAUUGUAGCAUUUGGGCUUUUUCCUAUGGGUUGCAUCUGCAUAGCAGCAAGCUGUAUGACUAGAAUAUUAAUAACAUAUCAGCCAGUGUAUCUGACUGUUUCAGAGUGAAAAAUGCAGCAUCACUUUUUACCUUUCAAGAAAUGUAAUGCAUUUUAACAGAAACGUCUCACAAAAAUAUAUUGGCAUUAUAUAUAUUUUAAUUCAUAUUUGUGUGUGUGUGUGUGUGUGUGUGUGUCUGCGUGUUCGGUCAGGUUAUAAGCAUCACGUGUUUUUAACAAUUCCAUAACCCUUUCCCUAAAACCUUGUUAUUCCAAUGGAGCACAUUAAAUGAAUUGUUUCAAUAAUGUUUUGAAUGUGUUAUUUGUAAAUUAUACAGCUUUAGCGCCAUGUUUUUGUGGCUCAUACCUUCACCAUACACAUGUUUCAACCCAUUGAAAAUGAUUGUCACAAAGCAGUGGCACAUAAGAGAAUGUAUUAAGGUCUCCAGGAUUGUCAUGCGUUGAAACACUGUGCUGUAUGGUGGCUCUGGUGUACCACAGGGCAUGCAACCCAAGUACCCAUACUGGGGAUCUUUACGUGAGUGGAUUGUAGGUUGCCUUGUAUUUUUCUUUUUUUUUUGCAAGUUACCAAUGCUUUCAGAAAAAAAGUUUUUUGGUUUUAUAUUUUAUUUUUUAAAUGGUUUUGCUUCUGUUUCUAAA